This is a messenger RNA of Cicer arietinum (chickpea), 1191 nucleotides long. Its product is annotated as germin-like protein subfamily 3 member 2. Gene Ontology annotation, molecular function: manganese ion binding. Lineage: Eukaryota; Viridiplantae; Streptophyta; Magnoliopsida; Fabales; Fabaceae. The record is from RefSeq and is a predicted model, not a curated record.
AUAACUCAUAGAAAAAAGAAAAAUACAUAUUAAAUUGAAUCUUUACCUAAAACUAGAAUUAUUAUUUACUCUAUCUAUUUUCAUUUCUAUAUAAACAACCUCAAACUCACACAUAAUUCUAACACAAAAAUGUUUUCAAAAAACAACCUUUGUCUUUUGCUUCCUAUAAUUUUCUCCCUCACCUCAUCAAUCACAUUAGCCUCUGACCCUGAUCCACUUCAAGACUUCUGCAUACCAAACCCAACAUCUUCUUCCAUCAAAACACAUCAUCAUAACAACAUUCUCCUCCCAUGCAAAAACGCCUCACAAGUUACCACCAAUGACUUCAUUUUCUCCACCAUGAAAUCUGCAGGAAACUUCUCAGAAUCAGGCUUAUCAGUCAUACCUGCAAACCCUUCAAAUUUUCCAGGACUCAACACACUAGGCAUGUCAUUUGCAAGAACAGAUAUUUUAAUUGGAGGAAUCAAUCCACCACAUUUUCAUCCAAGAGCAACUGAACUUGUUCAUGUGAUUAAAGGGAGAGUUUAUUCUGGUUUUGUUGAUUCAGAGAAUAGAGUUUUUGCUAGAAGACUUGAAGAAGGUGAGGUUAUGGUGUUUCCUAGAGGACUUGUGCAUUUUAUGAUGAAUGUUGGUGAUGAAGUUGUUACUUUGUUUGGUAGUUUUAAUAGUCAAAACCCUGGUUUGCAGAAGAUACCUUCUGCUGUGUUUGGUUCUGGAAUUAAUGAGGAGCUUUUGAAGAAGGCUUUUGGUUUGAGUUCUAAACAGAUUGGAACCAUGAACAGAAAAUUAGGUUCCAAACAAGCUACUUAGAUUAGUAGUUAAAGAUGUCGUUCUAAAUUGCGGUUGCAAUUAUGCAUUCGGCUGCAAUUGCAGUUGCGGACAUCAAUUUAGAAUUGUAGUCAUGUUGUAUCAUUACAUUUCAAUUUCAGAGUUUGAGUCAUAUGUUUUGUUUAAGUAAUGUUAUCUUUUGCUACUUUAAUUGUUUUGGGAGUUUUCAACCCUUCUCCCUGUUUUUCCAUCUCUCACUCUAUCUAGCACCCACACCUAAAUUGAAGGUGUGCCGAAUAUUUGACACGUGCCUGUGCGUGUCAAUGUUUGACACGACAUCAAAAUAUGUAGUUUUAUUUAAUCAUCUGUAUUAUUUACAUGCCAAUACAUUGACACAACAUCAAUAUAUAUAGUUUUAUUUAA